Molecule: messenger RNA, 428 nt
Organism: Poecilia latipinna (sailfin molly)
Lineage: Eukaryota; Metazoa; Chordata; Actinopteri; Cyprinodontiformes; Poeciliidae
Product: V-set domain-containing T-cell activation inhibitor 1-like
Exons: 2
Coding region: 45-428 (127 amino acids)
Biological process (GO): cellular response to lipopolysaccharide; negative regulation of T cell proliferation; immune response
Cellular component (GO): external side of plasma membrane
Source: RefSeq, a predicted model, not a curated record
GCAGGUAGCAUGAACUGGGACCAGUAACUGGGACCAGUUGGACCAUGGGCAGCAUCAGGAGCUUCAUGGUUCUGCUGGUUCUGAGCUUCCAGAGCAUUUCUUCAAAAAGAGUCGCCCGGGUGACGUGUGUUUUCAGCCAGAGCUGCGUUUUGCCCUGCAGCGACUCCAGCAGCUCUGAUGUCAUCAACUGGAGCCGCCUGACACCUGCAGACGGCACCGUCCACUGUUACUAUGGCAACCAGGACCAGCUGGGUCAACAGGACCAGAACUUCAGAGGCAGAACGUCUCUGUUCACGGAUCAGAUCUCCAGAGGAAACGCCUCCCUGCUGCUGACAGGGGUCAAAGUUCAGGAUGAGGGAACCUACAGGUGCAACACCAGCGGAAAUAAACUGGUUUUUAUUCACCUGAGAGUCGAAGGUGGGAUUUAA